This is a messenger RNA of Pyricularia oryzae 70-15, 4411 nucleotides long. RefSeq lists its product as uncharacterized. The record is from RefSeq and is a predicted model, not a curated record. NCBI's taxonomy places the organism in Eukaryota, Fungi, Ascomycota, Sordariomycetes, Magnaporthales, Pyriculariaceae. The coding region runs from base 630 to 3884 and encodes 1084 amino acids. The transcript is spliced from 2 exons.
CAGGGUAAUAGCUAGAGGGGAGGUGGACAUCACAGACACACAAACACACGUGCAUGCGGCCCUACCAACUUCCCAGCCAACUGAUUAUUUUCCGUUCCGGGGAUUUAUUCGACCUAGGUACAUCUCGACGCGCCUGCCUGCUCUUCGAUUCCAUUCUUUGUGGUGAGAUUUGGAAGGUUAGCACUUCCAUCUUUCAUAUACUAUCCUUUUGAUUGUUGUUCAUCCCCUCUCUCUUAUCUUUUCCUGCCAUUCUUCUUCAUCUUUUUCUUUAAAAAUCUUUUAUAUUUUAUUUUGUUAUUCUUGGCGGCGGCGUCGUCAUUACUUCCACAACUGGGAACUGCACUGUGCUGUAGUCGAUUCUCUUAGCCCCAUUCGUUCAACUGUCGUGGCAGCCCCGCAACGCAACGCAAACAAACAAACAAUUCAUAAACACGCUACUGAAAGUACGUCGACCUUGCAAAGCCACAUUGAUAAAGCGGGCUGGGUUCCAGGGCGCCUUGAAACCGGUUAUAAUCACGGCUUCGCAGUUCGUGCAAGGCAGCUUUCCUGCUUUGCUACCGCUGCGAGGUCACGUCGUCGAGGGCGGCCGGUAGUUUGUCCAAACGCGAAAUCCCAGUCAAUUGGUCGAUAUGGCGACAAUCAAGAAGCGAGAGCAGCACCCCCUCAACAACAUGCAUACCUCGGGCAUUUUCUCCGACAUGAGCAUCGAUGGCCCCGAAAUUGGCACUCUGGUUCUUGUCGUUGACAAGGCUAAGAAUCUCCCGAAUCGAAAAACGAUAGGCAAGCAAGACCCGUACUGCGCCGCCAGGCUGGGCAAGGAAGCCAAAAAGACGGCGACCGACGUCCGCGGAGGCCAGACCCCCAAGUGGGACCAGGAGCUCAGAUUCACAGUCCACGACUGUCCCGACUACAACCAGCUCAAGGUGUCCGUCUUCAACGAUGACAAGAAAACGGACCUGAUUGGCGAGACAUGGAUCGAUCUGCGCGACAUACUCGUAGUCGGCGGUGGCCAGAGCGACACAUGGCACACCCUGAACUUCCGUAGCAAAUACGCAGGGGAGAUUAGACUCGAGAUUACCUAUUACGACUCACGCCCUAAGCCCGAGAAGCCAGCUGCAAAGCCAAGACCUGUUGCUUCAAACAACGAUCUCAGCAACGCUGCUGUACAGCCUGCAGCUGCGCCCAAACGCAGACCACUACCCACGGAACCUCCCAACGGUCCUGUGCCAACUGCCCAGCCUCAACAACCACCAGCAAUACAACCGGAUCAUAUGCAGACUCCGCCUCGAAAACAGCCAGGCACUCCGUCGUCAUAUAUACCCAACCAGUCGCCCCUGCAAACCCUGGAAUACAACACCCCGUCUCCCUCAAGACAGUUGGCAAAAAGCCAUCAUAACUCUCCGGGCCCAGCCAGCGGGCCGGGCUACGUUACCCCGCCGCAGCACCAGCCACAUUCCCACAGAUAUUCGGAAAAGUAUGCAGUCAGGGCGGAGGAGCCGGAUUUUGGCGGACUGGACAACAGGUCUCAGUACUCGGGUAACUAUUCCCAGACCCAUGCGCAGAAUCAGUAUCAUGGGCGUGAUAGGCAGGGAUCACAUGCGUCUUUUGACCCUGAACGAGACCAAUACGACCCUCGAGGCAUGUCCCCCAUGGACAACCAUCGGCAGCCGCCUGUGGACGAUGAUGAUCGCCCGCCCCCACCUCCAGUGCACAGGAGUCGGGGUAGCAGUGGGGCCGCUGUUGGUGCUCCGGUCGACCUAGCAAUCAGGCCAGGCAGCUUUGAUGGCAGUGUGCGGGGUGCACCCCCAACAAUGAGGCAAGAUGUGUUGCGGAGCGCUGCUCACAGACAAUCGGUGGGUUCUGUUGCGUAUCCUGGCAGGCCAACAUAUAGGCCAUAUGAUUCCGCCCCGGCAGCCGCGGCUGUUCCGCAAUAUGCGGACGAAGAUGGCCAUCACCACCACCAGCCUCCGCCCCGGCACCGAUCGUUUGACACUGGGCACGAGGCCCCCCACCGAUCCAUGCAGCCGACUGUAGAAGAUGAUCCGGACUCACCCAACGGAGCGGUCCAAUCGUUUAGGAAAAGCACAUCGCGACACCCGCAAUCUCCCGCGCAAUACAACGUACCGGAAUACGACACCACGGCAACCCCUGCGCCCCUUAGUCUGAGUGGCCGCAAUAGUGCUCUUGUGCACACCGGCUCCUCCCCGGCCGUAUCCCAAUCCCCCCACUACCACCAACAGCAAAAUGGUCGCCGACAGUCAAAUGGAUACCACCAGGAGGUUGCCACCGGCGUUCCCAGUUACAGCAAUUACGGUACGAGCCCUGACGUCUACCAGUCCAGAGACGGGUACGGGGCCUCUGCAUCACCACGGAAUAACCGUCAGCGGAGCCCCAGCCCCAAUCCCAUGGUAGACCACUACCAUGUGAGUCCCGGUCCCAGUCCCCACAGGGAGCACCACCCUGCCAGUCCGAUACCCGGUCGUAAACCAUCCCAGGACCUCUACCAAACGAGCCCCGUGCCCAUAUCUCAUACAAGUCACACCGAUAGCCCCACCCACUACCGCCACGACCCUCGUGACGGCCAACAUCCCGCCCAACGGAGUCCUGUGUUUGCCGCUCUUCCAGACGUUCCUGCGUCUCUGGUGCCCGGUGCUGACCCAGGCCUUGCGCUCGAGCUUUCCUCACGGAUUAAUGAGGGGAAGCGGCAAGAGGGUCGCCGCAGCUCGGCCAUGGCAAUACCACCUCGCGGAAGACAAAUGAUAGAGUAUAACCAAGACGGUCCUCCGCCGCAGCAGUUCAGCGGAUCUGUGCCUCAACAUCACAAAUCGUUUGACAAUGGUCCUACACAUUCCAUGUACAACAAUGAGCGCUCGUCAGGGGUCCUGUCAAAGCCCCGAUCACUGUCACCUCUUCCAACGCAAAAUCAUACUAUUAGGCGCAAAUCGGUAUCCCCAGCACCUCCGCCUCCUGAUUCUAGUCGGCUUUCGGGCAUGCCAUUCGCUCCGGACUCGUUCGACGAGCUUAAUCCAACGGUAGCGGCUGCAAAAGCUGAGAAGAAGAGAGCAAAUCCUGACUUCAAUGAGGCCACCGGCAAGAUCAUUACCCACGACGGCAAAGAAAUCGACCCUAGUGAUCACUUGCCCAUGGAAACAUGGGCGCCGGAGCCGGAACCAUUUGAAGAGAGGAACAAGAAAAAGCCAGAAGGAGGUCCUGCUUCAAGUGGACACCAGGUUGGACCCUCAGGAAGAAGGCAGCUGAUAAUAGCGGCAGCACGACCACAAGGGUCGUCCGUUGUGACAUACAGUGGCGGCAACUCAAGCAGCACGUCAUCCUUCCCCAGUUAUGGAGACAGCUCGUCGGCCGUGGCGGCUGGACGCAAUAGGCUUCAGAAGAAGACGCAUAGCCGCGGCAUGAGUGCUGUGGCGUCUUUCGAUAACAACGCGCCAGGGUCGAGUCCGCUGGCACCCAUCAAGACACCCUAUCACCAAGAUAACCACUCGUCGCCCCGCAUGCUACAGAGGGCAAGCACGUUUGAUCAGUUUCAGCAGAACGAGAAUCACAAUCAUGCCCCUCUCGUGCUUUACCAAGGCAGCGGGCGGAACAGCAUGGACUAUCAGCAGGGUGCAGGUGGUGGUGGCCCGCCCCCCAUACCCGCCAAGAUUCCGAUGUUUGGCGGCGGACCAACAAAUCCCUAUGGUAGUGGCAUUGAUCCCGGGUUACCCGUUAUGAGCGGAGCACUGCCCGCCCCCGGACUACCAGUGGCAUGGGACGGGCGGCACGGCCAUAACAGCCGAGCCGGGUCAGAGCAAUGGGCACUCAUGGAAGAGAUGAGCAGAAUAGACAUUGGAACAGGCAGAUCGAGACGACAUGGGAGUGGCUACUGAAACAGCAAGUGGAUGUGGCCCCAAAGCAGAGCAAUCCUGAUAUCGAUCAACGGUUUUCCCAUUCUAGAGUCUAGAUAGCCCUGGUCACCCUUCCACAAGAACGUGUUGGAGUUCUGCUGCCAUAGUCUUCGUCUACUUCCAUCCGCAUUUUUGCACCGUUUUUCGGGGACUGUGUCUUGAAACAGUCCCCAAAUUCCCAACAACACCAACUACUGCCCUCACGUCGACUACUGGGACGUUUUAGUUUCUAUACCGGAAACUACCCUUGUUAUUUCCUGCCGUGGCAUAGAGCUCCUAAAAGGGCAUAUUCUCUAUUUUCAUAUCUUGGCUCGGCUCGGCUGUAACGGAGUUGGUCCUGCGCUGUUUCUUUUCUUUUCUAAUUCCUUUGGCGCGGAAGGAAACGCGAUGAUGAUUUCAUGUUAUAUUUAGGCUGCCAGACAUGUAUAUAUCAACAGCGAUGUGAUGGAGUAAUGAUUAAAAGCUCGCAAUGUUUCUUUUUCUUUUGAUAUCUUUUCUUAUAAUACUGC